AUGGAGGACCGAGGCUCCCCUUUCGGCGCAGGGUCCUCGUCGCAGGACGACUACGGGGAGGAAUGGGCUCACGACCUUCGCAUCCGCUUCGAGGGCCUGCUGCGCGAUAAGCGCAUGAACGACCUCCGGGCCCAGCACAUGUCAAGCUCUCGAGAGCGGUCGCCGAGCGCUUAUCACGACGCCCCUUCACCUGCUGGCAGCGGCCAGUACAGCCCAUCGCCCGCUGCGACGACACCGCCCUCCUACUCAGCCCUACGACAUCUCCCCAAGAUCCCAACACCACCCGCUGCCGCAGAUCGCGACUCACAGAAAUUCCGAAACCUCCUCCUCAGCCUAUCACUUACACCUACCAAGUACGAGAACCCUGGCCUAUUAGAUGAGGCUCUCCAGACCAUUCCCCUGGAUCGCAUAUAUAGCGAGGCGGAGGAGGAGAGCCAGGUUCUGCAGGCACAAGCAGAGAGUAUGGGCGACGGUCGGAAACCGGAAUGGGGCUAUCAAGACUGUGUCAUCCGAGCUCUUCUUCGAUGGUACCGACGGUCAUUCUUCACCUGGGUAAAUAACCCCCCAUGCCCAGUCUGCCUAUCUCCCACAAUCGCCCAGGGCAUGACUGCACCUACACCCGAGGAGAGUGCCUGUGGCGCACUUCGAGUUGAGCUCUAUCGUUGCUCUGCCGAAAGCUGCGGCACGUACGAGCGCUUCCCGCGCUACGGCGAUGUGUGGCGACUGCUGCAAACCCGCAGAGGCCGCGUCGGAGAGUGGGCCAACUGCUUUAGCAUGCUCUGCCGCGCAUUGGGCGGCCGUGUCCGAUGGGUUUGGAAUGCCGAGGACCAUGUGUGGACCGAAAUCUACUCGGACCAGCAGAAGCGAUGGAUCCAUGUGGAUGCCUGCGAAGAGGCCUGGGACAACCCGCGACUCUACACCGAGGGCUGGGGGAAGAAGAUGUCGUACUGCGUGGCCUUUUCUACCGAUGGUGCCACCGACGUGACUCGGCGAUAUGUGCGUAAGAGCGAAGCCGCCAACGAGCGCAACCGGUGCCCCGAGGAGGUCAUGCUCUACAUCAUGCAAGAAGUCAAAAAUCUCCGCAGGGCCAACAUGUCCAAGGAGGAGCGCUUCCGACUGGAAAAGGAAGACCAGGCAGAGGACCACGAACUUCGGACAUAUGUUGUCGAGUCCAUUGCCCAAGCCGUCACAGAUCUUGUGCCUGGGUCAUCCGCUUCUGCAAGUGGCAGCAAUGGCAGCAGUGGCGCUGCCGGCCAAGAUGCCAAGCUGCCCGCCGAAAACCCAGCUCGCCAGCCCGGAUCUGCCCAAUGGUUAGCUGCUCAGCAGCGCCAGCAUGACAGACAAUGCCAACCCCGCGAUCCUACCCAUAGGCGUGGUCUGCCUUGA
Molecule: messenger RNA, 1386 nt
Organism: Trichoderma atroviride IMI 206040
Lineage: Eukaryota; Fungi; Ascomycota; Sordariomycetes; Hypocreales; Hypocreaceae
Biological process (GO): glycoprotein catabolic process; protein deglycosylation; protein quality control for misfolded or incompletely synthesized proteins
Cellular component (GO): nucleus; cytosol
Molecular function (GO): peptide-N4-(N-acetyl-beta-glucosaminyl)asparagine amidase activity
Source: RefSeq, a predicted model, not a curated record